AUGCUCUACACGGAAGAAUCCACAACCGACCAACAACAACAACCAUCAUCAUACCACGAUGAUGAAGUAGAACACGUGAUUGAAAUUACCAACACUUCCAAUCUAGUUUCGAAUAUUUCCAAUUGCAUCAUUUCCAUUCCAUAUGAUUAUUCCUUUAAACAAUUUACCUCUUCCUACCCUGAAGAAUUAAACAACCAAAUGUCCCAAGAAGAUUAUCACUCCUUCACCGAACAAAUUUCCACAAUUUUAAACAAAUUUCAUACACAACUCAAAGAAGGAGAUGUUGAAAUAUUUUAUGCCAGUUGUGCCAUGUUGAUUUCCAUUGUAAUUUUCCUCUUAUUUGGACUAUUCUUGGUGAUUAGAUUGGGAGCUACAUUCAAUGCAUCAGCUGCUGGUCAGGGAUUAAUUUUAUUCUACAUGUAUGUGUUGUGGAUUCCACCUGUGGUUUUUUUCACAUGGUUGAUUUUUAUUAGAAGAAGGAAUAAUUUUGAAAUUCAUAGGGAAUGUAAGAGAGCUAUUUCAUUUGCUAUUGAAAAGAAGAAUCAACAAUUAUCUGGUAAAUUUCAAUGGAGUAUUACAUAUGGAUUUGAAAAUAUUCUUGGAAGAUUUGAGUUGACUAGACCACCAAUUAUUAAUUUAUAUUCUGCUGCAUUGUAA
Naegleria gruberi is the source of this 657-nucleotide messenger RNA. RefSeq lists its product as uncharacterized. The record is from RefSeq and is a predicted model, not a curated record. The transcript has a single exon. Lineage: Eukaryota; Heterolobosea; Eutetramitea; Acrasida; Naegleriidae. The coding region runs from base 1 to 657 and encodes 218 amino acids.